Botrytis byssoidea is the source of this 1494-nucleotide messenger RNA. RefSeq lists its product as uncharacterized. Bases 1 to 1494 code for a protein of 497 amino acids. The record is from RefSeq and is a predicted model, not a curated record. Gene Ontology annotation, molecular function: hydrolase activity, acting on carbon-nitrogen (but not peptide) bonds. Lineage: Eukaryota; Fungi; Ascomycota; Leotiomycetes; Helotiales; Sclerotiniaceae. The transcript has 5 exons.
AUGGCACCAUCCCGAAUCGGUUCGCCGAACCCCAGUUUUCGAGAGGAACCAACGAGUUCCGAUAAAUAUAGCGGACCCCCACGAAAUGUUGCUACUAUCAAAAAUAUCCAAUUUGACUCAUCUCUCCAGCCGAAAAACUACGAAAUACUAGGUACUCACCCUGAGUCUAAGCUCCUCUUUCUCGACGUGAAUAUCCUUGAUUCCACUGGACGUGACCCAUACCGUGGCGAUGUGUUGAUUGAAGGUGAAAGGAUCAGUGAAGUGGGAGUUGUAGAGAAUGUUGAGGAAUUGAGGAAGGACCAUAGAGUCCGCGUGUUCAAUGGUCGCGGAAGGACGCUGAUGAGUGGGUUGGGAGAUUCCCACACACAUUUGUCGUGGAAUGGAGGGGAUUUGAAUAGGUUAGGAGACUUGGGAGUCGAGGAACAUGUGCUUUUGACGGCAAGGAGUGCACAGUGUUACCUUGAUUCUGGUUACACAAUGUGUUUUGGUGCAGCAUCAGCAAAGGAACGACUCGACGUAGUUAUUCGAGAUGCUAUCAAUGCAGGUGACAUUCCAGGGCCGAGAUAUCUUGCCAAUGCCUAUGCCGAUGGACCUGAGGAAAUGAGAGAGGUGAUCAGACAUCAUGUCAAAAUCGGUGUAGAUCAAGUCAAAUUAAGUAUGAGUGGAGAAGAGAUUACUGAAACAAGAUCGGCACAAGAUUGCUACUAUACCGACGACGAAACAGCAGCUUGCGUAGAUGAAGCGCACAGCUUGGGUGCAAGACUUUGUGCUCAUGCAAGGGCACGCGACUCGGCCAAGAUGUGUAUCAGACAUGGCGUCGAUGUCAUAUAUCACGCAUCCUACAUUGAUGAUGAGGGAAUGGAGAUGCUAGAUGCAAAAAAAGACAAGCACAUCGUAGCACCUGCCUUGAACUGGCUUAUAGCCACCCUAAAUGACGCCGCUGCGUUUGGCUUUACGCACCAAAAAGCUGAGUCCGUUGGCUAUCAAAAAGAGCUUGAUGCAGCGAUCCGGGGUCUCCGUGAGAUGCACAAGCGUGGAAUCGUCAUUCUCCCUGGUGGGGACUAUGGAUUCGCGUGGACACCACAUGGUACCUACGCACGGGAUCUGGCGCACUUUGUCAACCUGCUUGACUUCACGCCCAUGGAAUCAAUAAUCGCGGCGACAGCGGGGGUCGCAAAACUGUUUAUGAGGGAUCAUGAGCUGGGUAAGAUUCAAGCUGGCUUUUACGGAGAUUGUAUUCUGGUCGAUGGGAAUCCGUUAGAAGAUAUUACCAUUUUACAAGAUCACGAUCGAUUAAAUGUCAUUACAAUCAACGGACGGGUACACAAAGCGGAGGAAGGAAUAUGUGGCCCCACCAAUUGCGGGCCAGAAUGGAAAUUCUCACCCUAUUGUGCCAGAUUUCCCGGAGUUAAAGGUCUCGAUGCAGAAGAAUUAUUAGGAGAGUAUUAUUCCGAUCGAACACAACUUGAUGAUUGCUUGAUAUUGCAAAACUGA